This is a messenger RNA of Penicillium vulpinum, 780 nucleotides long. RefSeq lists its product as uncharacterized. The coding region runs from base 1 to 780 and encodes 259 amino acids. The transcript has 2 exons. Lineage: Eukaryota; Fungi; Ascomycota; Eurotiomycetes; Eurotiales; Aspergillaceae. The record is from RefSeq and is a predicted model, not a curated record.
AUGGACCCAGACGGUAGCAUCCCCAGCGAACCCGAACCCUCCGUCUUCAACUAUGUGCUCUCCUUCCUCCUCGUCGGCGUCGCAUGGGGCUUCACGACCCCCUUUAUCCGCCGCGCAGCAGCAGACUUCAACGCCCGACAAGAGAAGCAAGCGAGCGAAUCGAACUUAUUAGCGCGCGGAAGAGGCCGCUCACAAGAUUCACCGGAAACCGGGUUCACGGAUGCGGGCGAGGAACAGGAAUUGCUUUCUCGGGAGGAAAUCGGCGACUCCGGUGACGAGGAGGGUGUACGGAGACGGAGUACGAGCAGCAGUGCUCCGAACCGGAAACCGAAGAUUGCCGACGCAGAUACGGGGCUGGACGAUGGAAUUGCUGGACAGAGUGCGAGUCGCGGUACUGCGGAAGACAGGGAAGGCAGCGCGGAUGAGGAGCAGGACGAUCUACCUACGCCGGCGUGGAGAGGUGGAGCUCCUGUGAAGCAGUCGUGGCUGCGGAACAAGAUUGUUUCUAUUUUCUGGACGGUUGUGAAUCUGCUUCGCACGCCUGCAUAUUCGAUUCCCUUGGUUAUCAAUCUCACGGGCAGUAUUUGGUUCUUCUUGCUUGUUGGAAAACAUGAACUCUCGUUGACUGUACCGCUUGCAAACUCGAGUGCGUUCUUGUUUACCGUUCUUGGGGAGUGGUAUGUUGAUCGCAAGGUGAUUGCAAAGGAGACAUGGCUGGGGAUGGGGCUGGUACUUGGAGGGAUUGCAUUAUGUGUGCACUCUAAGAACCAGGCUUCUUGA